AUGAAAUUAGCCCAAAUACUUCUCAACGCGCUUCAAAGAUGCAGAAUAGCAAGAAGCAUGGCUCUCCUAGUUGAGACAACCCAGACAGGGCACAUCUUUGUAGGUGAGGCAGCUGCAAUUUUUUAGUUUGAAAAUGGAGGGUAAUGUGGCAGCAGGGGAGGCAAAAUGGGUGAUGACUCCUCUUGUUUCUUGGAUCAGAAACACCCAAAAUGACAAAAUAGCAGGACACCUCAAUAACAAAGGUGGCAUAAAUGAAUAGGAAAUCAUUGAGGCAAUGCUGGCCAAAGCUGUGACAGGCAACCGAAGACAACGGAAAGCCCAUUCACUGGCACCACAUGCUGGCCACAUUGACAUGAAUAGUUUUGUCUCUUUUUCAUCUCUGUGGGUGUUCCUAUAUAUAGGGAGAAUCAUAGAAUUGGCAGAAGCACCUCAAAGUUAACUAUAAGCUCUCUGAGAGAAAAAAGAAAUCAUAGCAGCCAUGGCUGGUAAAUACCAUGUUCGAUCUAUUAGCUUGCCUUCCAGAUCUCAUCCUACCACUCUUAGGCUCGAAGAAGAGCUGAACAAGCUCAAAACAUGGGAGGCAACAUGUUCUGCAUCAACAUCAGAUUCAAUCUGCAAAGGUCUAGUUGGUCUGGAGGAGUUGUACAAAUGCAUGGAUGAUCUUCUAAACAUGUCAUCGGCCCAACAAGUCCUGUCUCAAAAUCAACAUGAGAAAUAUGUCGAGGAAUUGUUGGAUGGAUCUGUAAGGCUUUUGGACAUCUGUGGCAUUACAAGAGAUACCCUUUUGCAGAUUAAGGAACAUGUUCGAUCUCUUCAAUCUGCUCUCCGAAGGAGAAAGGGAGAAUAUUCUAGCAUUGAAAGCAACAUCAACAGCUACACUUUGUUCAAGAAGAAAAUGAAGAAGGAUGCCAAGAAGUUGAUCACAGCACUAAAGCAAAUGGAGAACAAAUGGGCUGCAUUUCCAGUCUUAGAUCUAGAUGAUCAACACCUCUCUGCAGUGAUUCGAGUGCUUAGAGAAGUUUGUGUAAUGAAUGUUUCCAUCUUUCAAUCCCUCUUGCUGUUCUUGACAGUGCCAUUGUCAAAGCCAAAGGCAACUGGGUGGUCAUUGGUCUCAAAGCUGAUGCACAAGGGUGUAGUAGCAUGCGAAGAAAAGCAAGAGAAUGUGAAUGAGAUGGAAGCUGUUGAUGCUGCACUCCGCACCCUCUGCAGAUAUGCUGAUGCUGAGAAGAUGCAAAGCACACAUAAAAGUUUGGAGGAUUUGGAGAUUAGCAUGGAAGAAAUGGAGAAUUGUUUGGAGUGCUUGUUUAGGCGCUUGAUCAAAACAAGAGCCUCUCUUUUGAACAUAAUCUCUCAAUAGAGCAUUACCAAAACCCAUUUUUGUAUCCAAAUCCUUGAAGGCCAUCAGAUUUUUAAGAGGAUGUGCCAAAAGGGUUCAUAUAUAUUUCCUAUUCAACAACAACUAUGUACAUUUAUCAAAUUAUUAUAGAGUAAAUGCAAACAGAAAGUUUGAGCUCCA
Molecule: messenger RNA, 1516 nt
Organism: Corylus avellana
Lineage: Eukaryota; Viridiplantae; Streptophyta; Magnoliopsida; Fagales; Betulaceae
Biological process (GO): root development; shoot system development
Source: RefSeq, a predicted model, not a curated record